Molecule: messenger RNA, 2920 nt
Organism: Nilaparvata lugens (brown planthopper)
Lineage: Eukaryota; Metazoa; Arthropoda; Insecta; Hemiptera; Delphacidae
Product: alkaline phosphatase, tissue-nonspecific isozyme
Exons: 10
Coding region: 658-2403 (581 amino acids)
Biological process (GO): dephosphorylation
Molecular function (GO): alkaline phosphatase activity
Source: RefSeq, a predicted model, not a curated record
CAGUUGACGCGGAUCCCUUGAAGGACGCGCAUGUGUGUUUCGUUACCUCCGUGUUCGCGUAGGAAGUUUUUUGGGGUUCUGAUGGCCAGAAACCGAUUUAAAAUUUUCGCUCAGUGUUCUAAAUACGGAUGGAUUUGUUGAGAAUUGUUUUUGAAAAAUUGGAAGAAAAACAAACUGGAGUAAAAUAAAGAGCUCACAAGUUUUGACCUGGAACUUGCCGGCUCAAAUUGAGAAGAAAUUGUGUUGACAGCAGCAUCAAGCUUCAUUCGAGUAAUUAAGGACACAAUUCCAACGAAUUUGAAAGACGUUCCCCACCUUCCGAUUGACACCAAUUAAAACUAAUUUUAAUCAAUAAUAUAGUGUUCGAAUAUAAUAUUUUCUCUGGAUGUCAUCAGCGGAAUGAACAAAGACUUCACAGUCAAUAAAUAGUUUACAGUUCGAAAAAGUUUGAUACAACAGUCACCUUGUUAACAAAAUAACAAUUUUCGUCAAAGUUCGACAGAUUGCAAGUGUUUGUGUGGGGAGCACUGAGCUUAGAAAAUGCGUGAAGGAUUUUCGCCGUCAUUAGCAUCAUCGGAAUCAUCUUCUCGUCAGAAGCCAAAGUCAUCAAUGAUGCCAGCAGCGAUUCUACUCUGAGAAGACGGCCGCCCUAACAAGAUGUCAAAGUUGACUGCUUCCCAGCAAAGUUUCUGCCUUCUGCUCAUCUGUCUUCUCAUCGUCGCCGAUACCAUUGUUCUACAUGAUCGGGAGUUCUGGUACGAGGAGGCGAGAUCGGUGAUCAGGAAGCGAUUGGCGGACAGCGAUGUGCUGCGAGGUCAGCGGGUAUCGGCCAAGAACGUCAUCCUAUUGGUCGGCGACGGAAUGGGCGUGUCCACCCUGACUGCGGCCCGCAUCUUCAAGGGACAACGGCUCGGUCAGUCCGGCGAAGAGCACUACCUCGCCUGGGACGAGUUUCCUGCACUUGCUUUGGCCAAGACAUACAACUUGGAUGGGCAGAUCGGUGAGUCGUCAGCUUGUGCCACUGCUCUGGUGUGUGGUGUGAAGGCUCGCCUAGAGACAGUCGGUCUGGACGCCGGAGGCCGCUUCCAGAAUUGCACCUCAAGUCUUCUGGCCAGGGUAGACUCGCUUGUCGAUUGGGCUCAGAGUCAAGGCAAAGCAACCGGCAUCGUGACCAAUUCACGGAUCACGCACGCCACGCCGGCUGCUCUGUAUGGUCACGCCGCGUCACGCUACUGGGAGGACGACGGGAAGGUCCCGCCGCCAGCCCGCAAGUCUUGCAAGGACAUCGCAAGGCAGCUCGUCGAAGAUGAUCCCGGACGACAUGUUAAUGUUCUGCUGGGAGGCGGUCGAAGACACUGGCUGCCGAAGGUGGCGAAGGACCCAGAGCUGGUUGCUGAGGAGGGGCGGCGACUGGAUGGCCGCAACCUGAUUGACGACUGGGUGCGCGACAAGAAGCGGCGCAACCUGCGCGGCGAAUACGUCUGGAACAAGGAGCAGAUGGACAAAGUUGAUCCGGCCAAGACUGACCACUUGCUUGGUUUGUUCGCAUACUCCCAUAUGGAUUUUGAAGCCGAUCGAGACGAUAAGACCGAUCCAUCACUUGCUGAAAUGACAAAAAAGGCGCUUGACUUUCUGCUGAAGAACCCUCGUGGAUUUUUUCUGUUCGUUGAAAGCGGAAGAAUAGACCACGCCCACCAUUACAACAACCCGUACCGGGCAUUGGACGAGACGCUUGUCUUGGAAUCUGCGCUGCUGGUGGUACUUUCGCUGGUGAAUCUGUCGGAGACACUGAUUGUCGUCACGUCGGAUCACAGCAACGUGAUGACGCUGGGUGGACUGUCCACACCACGCGGCAAUCCCAUUCUCGGCAUGGACACAAAGAACUCGGACAUAGACGGCAACGCGUACUCGACGAUUCUGUACGGCAACGGACCGGGCUACUCGGCGCCACGGGCUGUGCCGACCAACACGACGGCCGAGAAGAACGCCGUGCACAGCUCGGCUGUGCCCCGCCAGUGGGCCACUCACGGAGGCGAGGAUGUGCCCGUGUACGCACGAGGGCCUCUCGCGUCCGUUCUGUUCAGCGGCACCGUCGACCAGAGCUACAUUCCGCACGCAAUCGCCUACAUCGCCUGUCUCGGCGAGUACUCACAGCGGUGCGUCGAGAACCAGACUAGACCUUUGCAGACCUGUGGUCCCCCCGAAGUGAGUGGAGUGACAUCAGCCAGCGGACGCAGCAAAGACAGUCCUGCCGUCGUUUUGGCCAGUAGCGAAAUGAGUGACAGUGGAGCAAGCCAUGCUAUUCAAACAUACCAAUACUCCAGUGUGAAAGCCUUCAACUACUUCCUACAGUAUGUGGCACUACUGACAUUUACCGCAUUCAUCCACUACGAAAUAACCUGACUGGCUGUCUAAGCUGUAAUUUGUGAAGAAAUCUUCUCAAAAAAGUGGAAUUGAUUGAAACUAUUUGUAAAAACCAUUAUUUUCUCAAAAGUGAAAUUGGUAUGGAACAGUGUACAUUGUAACAUAGUUGGCCUGAUUUCUUGUACAGUGUAAAAUAACUUUCUAACUAGGUUUAAGGGUGUGUAUAAAUGAGUGGAAAUAUUACCAAUUUAUCUGUCUAUUUCUUGUGCGGAAGUGAUGUAGAUUAAGAAGACACAGUAAGAAUGCUUCAAGUAUUUUCUAUGAGUGACUGAGAGAAACAUUAUACUACAAAGUUUAUUCUAUAUUUGUGGUUUGUUGAAGUUUGCUAUAAUAGUAGUUGAUUUACGAUCACCGAACAAUUUCAUGACUUGUGUGCUCCAUUGAGAAAUAUAUUGUUACCCAGUGAAACCAAAGAACGCCAAGAAUCUUUCAUUGUUGAAUUAAUUGGUGUGUUGAUGACGUGUCAGAUUUUGUAAAUAAAGAAUUGCAUCAAUUA